This is a messenger RNA of Protopterus annectens (West African lungfish), 3449 nucleotides long. RefSeq names its product differentially expressed in FDCP 8 homolog (gene DEF8). The transcript has 12 exons. NCBI's taxonomy places the organism in Eukaryota, Metazoa, Chordata, Ceratodontiformes, Protopteridae. The coding region runs from base 290 to 1642 and encodes 450 amino acids. The record is from RefSeq and is a predicted model, not a curated record.
UGGUGACACUUCCUUAGCAAUGAGUGACAAUGUAACAGGGCAACGUAUUACAUAAUAGAUUAGAACCGGUGGCACUUUGGUAUUAAACAACUGUGGGAUGUUGAUUUGUAUUUCACGUAGCGGUCUAAAAAGAAAGACAAAAUGUCGAAGCUAUAGCUUCUGGAUUUGGCUGCAGCACCAAAGAAGAAUGUUCGGUGGCGAUUGGAUUUAGGGUCUGGUUUCUAUCCCAAGAAAAGGAGGGGGACCUGGAAGGACACCAGUAUGGUGAACAGAAAGAGGAUUGAUUGCUAUGGAAUAUGAUGAAAAACUUGCCCGGUUUCGACAAGCUCACCUCAAUCCAUUUGACAAGGUAUCGGUCGCUGAAGAUAGUGAUAAUGAAACAGUGGAUAAUGAACGUCAGCUGUGUAAAGAUGUACAAACAGCCUCCAGCCAGUAUGAACCUGAGUCUAGAUGUGCAGACAGAGUAAUGGACUUGGGUCUUGAAGAGGAUCACUUCUCACGUCCUGAGGGUUUAUUCCUGGCAUCUGAUGCAGAGCAGCUGAAGCAGGCCAUUGAAGAAUGUAAGAGGAUGAUUCAGGAUUUACCAGAACAGUCCGAAAAGCAGAAGGAUGCUGUAGUGAAACUGAUUCAUUUGCGACUUAAACUCCAGGAACUAAAGGACCCUGAGGAGGAUGAACCCAACAUACGGUGCUUGUUGGAACACCGGUUCUACAAAGAAAAGAGCAAGAGUGUGAAACAGACAUGUGACAAAUGCAAUGCCAUUAUCUGGGGUCUAAUUCAAACAUGGUACACCUGCACAGGUUGUUACUACCGCUGCCACAGUAAAUGCCUCAACCUCAUAAGUAGGCAGUGUGUAAGGUCAAAAGUCAGUCACCAGUCUGAGUAUGAACUUAAUAUUUGUCCUGAAAGAGGAUUGGACAGCCAAGAUUAUAGGUGCUUUGAAUGCCGAGCGCCUAUCUCAUUACGAGGAAUUCCAAGUGAAGCCAGACAGUGUGACUACACAGGCCAGUAUUACUGCAGUAACUGCCACUGGAAUGAUACUGCUGUUAUCCCUGCUCGUGUUAUCCAUAAUUGGGAUAUUGAGCCCAGAAAGGUGUGCAGAUCUAGCACCCGUUUCCUGGCACUGAUGGUGUGGCGACCUGUCCUCAAGCUCAGAGAAGUCAACCCACUGCUUUUUAACUACGUGGAGGAGUUAGUAGAAAUUAGGAAGCUGCGUCAAGACAUCUUGUUGAUGAAACCCUAUUUACUUACCUGCAAAGAGGCUUUGGAGGCACGACUUUUACUACAGCUGCAAGACCGUCAGCACUUUGUGGAGAAUGAUGAUAUGUAUUCCUUGCAAGACCUCAUAGAUACCAAAUGUGGUCGUCUGAGCAGCUCCUUGACAGAAAUCCAUACCACAUUUGCAAAACAUAUCAAACUUGACUGUGAGAGAUGCCAAGCUAAAGGUUUUGUUUGUGAACUCUGUAAAGAAGGAGAUAUCCUUUUUCCAUUUGAUAGCCACACAUCUGUAUGUUCUGACUGUUCUGCUGUGUUCCACAGGGACUGCUAUUAUGAUAACUCUACUACUUGCCCACGAUGUGAGAGGAUGUCCGUCAGGAAACGGUCCCUAUUCCGGGAAGAUAGCCAGCCUGAAAAGGACUAGAACAAAUACGAUUAGGAAUUUGAUCCAGAUGAGAAAAGAAGAAAAUAUUCUUUAUUAGUUUGUAUUUUCUUUGUGCUUUUUAAAAGCACAAAGGACCAACUCUGCUGACACUAAAGAAGGUCUGCCUUGCCUUAGAAUAAGAUGAUUUACCAUGCAUGAAGAAAAAGUACUGAAUGUAUGUCUCUGUGGGAAUCUCUUGACAUAAUUCUCUGCAGGCAAAGAUACUCCAUUCAUUUGUUUUGAAGUAAUAGGCAUGGCCUGCUAGUGUUAAAAGAAGCUCUUUGCAGGGUCACAUGUGCUACUUUAACAAGUUGUAUGGAUGUGCAAAGUCAGCUGUUCUGAGAAUGAGAGCAAGGGUUUUCAGCAGUAAUCCCUAUGUUUAAGAAAUACUACUUUAAAAAAACAUUGAAGCAGUCUGAUUUCCACUACUUCAACCCUAGUUUGGAAGCUGCCUUCAGUGAAAACCCUGACCUUCAGAUUUAUAGUAUAAUUUCAGUCAAAUGAUAUUGCAUCAGCAAGGUUGAUAGCCUUGAGUUUAGAAAGAAGGUGAAUAUGACCAUAGUAGGCCAUUUAGAUUGUUGUGGUCCCUUGCAAUCAUUUUCCAAAAUGUAUUUUUCAGCAUUAACACAUGAACUGAGAAAGUUACUGGUGCAGCAGAAGAAUGAUGGAGACUGUGAUUCUGGUAUGUACUCCUAGGCAGCACUGCAAAAUGGUAGAGUUAAAUACGUGGAAGACUGGAGAUAUAAGUUAUUAAUCUCUCACAUCCCUGACUAGCCAGCAAUGGUUAUGUAAACUAUGUUUAAAGGAGGCCUUAAGUGUUGACUUUUUCAACAAGUCUGUUGCAAAGGUGAUAUUCAUUGACUAAAACAUGCUCUCUUUAGAGCUCCAAAUGACUUGACAGAAAUGCUGGAGUAAAACUGAGGCUGGGAGGAUUUCAGAUCAAUAACGCACUGAAACAGAUGAAGUAAAAAUGAGCCUUGGGUGAGGUUGAAGAACUGCGAGGCUAAUAUGAGGUUAUGGUGGAGAUCAUAUGGGUUGGAAAAAAAGAACCUGAAGCAUUUUUAUCAUACCAGAAUAAAAGACGAUGUUACUAUUUUAUUGUGACUCUUUGUUAUACUAGAUUACCAAAUCCAGUCUUUGGAUUGAUUUUCUGUGUUGAAGCCUGUGUGCUGAAUUCAUAAGAUUUGCUUUUGGAUUGUGGAGGUAUUGAAUGGCUUAUCCAUUUAAGAUCUCUUACACAGACUUAUUUUUCCCUCAUUAAUAUUUUUUUAGAUUAAAGAAGAAUGCAUAUCAAUAUAGAAUGUGCUGACAGUGGAAAGUGAACUGCUCAUUUAUAUGAACGUAUCCAACAAGUACGAUGAUGUAUUUUUAUAUUGUAUAUGUUGCCUUCUUACUCUUAAUUUGUGUUUCUUCAAUCUUUUUAUUGAAUGUUUUACACUGGUUCUCACUUCAUUCCCAGAACUGUGUCACAUUUUAAGCAUUGCAUCUUGAACAAAGUAACAGUGUGGUUACCCUUAUUUCUAAGAAUGCAUGUUGUUACUGUUUUAGAAGACAAUGUUAAAUAUUUCCUGUAGUGAAAAACAGAAUAAUGAAGACAUAGCUUCUCAUGAUUACCAAGACACUUACACAGUGGCAGUUCCUUUGGAAGUCCUAAUUUGAUUCAUGGCAUGCCUUCAUGAUGUUUCUGAUACUUGCACGAUAUGGAUCCCUUACCAUUGCAUUUUAUGUUUUUUUAUUCAGGAUGGUUUCUGUAUCCCCUUUUGCAGAACUGCCUGUUGUGCAUUAGUAAAUGUGUAUGACAUAUUUA